UAUAAAUGAGUUAAAGCAUGAAGUUCAGUUUCAGUUCAGAGCGAAUCAGAGAGCGCGCGGAUCAUUAUGCUGGAUUAUACUGUGCUGUUCAGCCUGCUCGCGCUGGCGUGCUCCGGGGGGAUCGUGUUUGAGGGAGAUCUCUCCGCGACUCUCGGUCUCUCCGCCUCGCUCUCCUGCUCGCUGCCCGGCGUCGGCGGGAUAAAGCAGGUGACGUGGCAGCACCGAGACCCCGCGGGCUCCGUCCACGCCGUGAUCACGCUGAGCGAAAGCCUGGAGCAGCUGGUGGGGGAGCAGUACGCGGGGAAAGUGCAGCUGGCGGCGGACUCGCUGAACGCCACCACUCUCCUGAUCAGGAACAUUACUUUCGCAGAGGAGGGCUGUUACACCUGCAAAUUCUACGUAUAUCCGUCCGGAACAGUGCGCGAGACAUCCUGCCUCAGUGUUUCCGGUUUAACAGGAAUAGAAACAUCAAAGGCUUUACCUGAUCCUACUGAAAAGAGAGCUGCCUCAUGCAGUGCUACGGGUAAACCUGCUCCAGUGGUCCGCUGGAUGUGUGAAGGUCAGGAAAUAAGAGCUUCUUCCGAUAACAACAUAACUAAUGAAGACGGCACAGUGACAACGACAAGCUACCUAGCAUCGCUACCAGAAGAGUGCAGCGGAGAAACUGUGGAAUGUGUUGCUGAAAGUGGAAAAAUGAAGCUGACUGAACAUUUACAGAGGACAUUUAAUACUACAGAGAAUGCGUCAUCCAGACGUUACCUUGCUUCUGGUUUUGCUGCAGUCGUCUGCGUACUCAUAGUCAUUGGCGUGUACAUCAUCACAUAUAUCAGGAAGGGUAUGAAAGACCGUAAUAAACCACCGGUCUAAUGCACCCAGACCAGGAAGAGGAAGAGAUAUCCAUCCUACAUCAUCAUCAGGCACUUUAACUAGUUUAGUCUUUUUUAAUACAGGUUUAUAAGCUUAUGAAAUAUCAUGUAUUUGUAUUUAUUUGAAUAGAAUUUCUUGUUUCAGUAUUUAUAAAAAGGUUUUAUUUAUGCAGUAUUUGUUCUUUAAUGUUUUUGCACAUGCACUGUUUUUUCAUUUACUCUCAAUACCCCACUUGUCACACACCCCUGAAUGUGAAUGAUUGACUUGUGAAUGUUAAUGUUGGCUUGAAGUUGUUUGUACUGUACUGUGUUUGCACUGAUGUAUACGUGAAGCAUUAAGUCUGUUUAUGAUGUUUUAUUAUUUCCUCAUUAAUGUGAGGUUCUAAAUUGCUGGUACUCUAAAUUUCCCAGCUUUAACCAGUAAACUGUGCUGGACACAGAACUGCAGGACUGAAUGUAAAAUCACUAAUUAAAUAAAAAUGACCAAACUAAA
This is a messenger RNA of Astyanax mexicanus (Mexican tetra), 1359 nucleotides long. Its product is annotated as OX-2 membrane glycoprotein. The transcript has 5 exons. Lineage: Eukaryota; Metazoa; Chordata; Actinopteri; Characiformes; Acestrorhamphidae. The record is from RefSeq and is a predicted model, not a curated record. Gene Ontology annotation, molecular function: cell-cell adhesion mediator activity. Bases 67 to 867 code for a protein of 266 amino acids.